Molecule: messenger RNA, 1072 nt
Organism: Phragmites australis (common reed)
Lineage: Eukaryota; Viridiplantae; Streptophyta; Magnoliopsida; Poales; Poaceae
Product: rRNA-processing protein fcf2-like
Exons: 5
Coding region: 162-755 (197 amino acids)
Biological process (GO): RNA processing
Cellular component (GO): nucleolus
Molecular function (GO): RNA binding
Source: RefSeq, a predicted model, not a curated record
CCUAUUACUCGCUCGCCCAAUCGCAGCCUUCCUCCCACGGCUGCCGCGCCGCCUUGCCUCGCCGCUCUCCUCUCUCCCGUCGCAACUACGCCGCAGCGGCCUAAUCCAGCACCGAGGUAGGAGACGCGAUAGGUUUCUGAACUUGCGGCGAGAGGCCAGCGAUGGCGGAGGCGGCGGCGCCGAUCGGCUUGUCGUGGGCGCCCAAGCUGCCUUCCCUAGCGACGACUAGCGGCAGCAGCAAGAACGACCCCGCGCCGAACCCGAGCACCGCGCAGGGAUCGCUCUGGAAGCCCGGGAGUGAGCUUGUGGACGGGCUGUUCGUGCCCCCGAGGGACCCCAGGAAGGCCAACAAGUUGGCCAGGAAGAACAUCAAGGACACCGCCGGCAAAGGCUGGUUCGACAUGCCGGCGCCGAGUAUCACUCCUGAGUUGAAGAAAGACCUAGAGAUUUUGCAGCUGAGGCAUGUAAUGGACCCGAAAAGGCACUUCAAGAGAGCAGGAAAGUCCAAGGCCCUUCCCAAGUACUUCCAAGUUGGUACAGUUAUUGAGCCUGCAUCUGAGUUCUUCUCAAGUAGGCUGACAAAGAGGGAGCGGAAGACAACGUUGGUUGAUGAGCUGUUAUCUGAUCAAUCUCUUAAGAGCUACAGGAUGCGCAAGGUACGGGAAAUUCAGGAGAGCCGUACGCCAGGAGGCAACCAAAAGUGGAAGAACAGGGGCAAGAAAACAUUUAAGAGGGCCAAGGAUAGGCGAAAAUGAGAUCAGUCUGUCUACUUACGCAUGAUUUGCAAGAAAUAAGAGAGCUGAUGAUUGGAUCCAAACAGAAAUGAACGAGGGAGUAACUUCAAGUUUCAGUAGUACUUUCCCUCAAAUUUGCAGUAUAGAUUGUGAUUCCAGUGUAAUGUGAUGAACUUACGAUGAAUGCAUUUUGAGUUCUAAAUAUUAGCAGGUGUAGCUGAACAUAAGAAAUGUUGGUUGAUGUAUUUUCCCCCCACUUUGCGGUAAUGAGCUUAGAGCUUCAGAUAUGCUGGGAAGAUUACGGCCUCAAUAUAUAGGUUAUGCGCACUGUUUGCUCA